CUGUACACUGAGUUGUCGCUCUGUUCAGGAGCGAUUCCGAAAGUUGGUAAUUAUGAAUCGCAUAAAGCUCAGAUCCCCCUGCGGCACCCGUCGUCCAGGAUGCACUUGCGCAUGCGUACUGCUUACUCAAAAACUAGCUCGUGCGGAUGUUCUUUGCUCGACACACGUGUUUAACGGCUUCGACGAGUUGCGAUCUCGUGGUGAAAAACUAGGGAAGAAACAAACAUGGACGCUGUCAUUGAAGUAAAAGGAAGUUCCUCCACUGUGACUAUUGCAAGUGAUCAGAUGACGGACAGCGAACCUCAGAUGGACACUGUCACUGGAAGUACAGCCCCAGUAAGUGUAACAUGGGUGGAGAAGGAAGAGGGUGAUGUUCAAAAGGAAACCAAUGGUGUUGAACUGAUGAAAAAGACACCAGGAAAGGGGAAACGGAAGGCACCCUCUUCUGUUGAGACCACCCCAUCAAAGAAAACGAAGCCCAUGAAUGAUGGAUACUGUCUUUAUGUUGGCAACCUGAACACCACCAAAACAUUUGAAGAAGUCAAUGAUUCAUUAGCAAAUUACUUGAUGACACAAAGUCUUCUGGUUCAAGACAUCAGAUUGGACCGGUCCAAAAAACAUGCAUUUGUAGAUUUGGCUUCAGAGAUGGACUUGACCAAAGGUCUGACGUUAAAUGGACAAAUGAUGCACGAUAAGCCGAUGAAGAUCGCCAAAGCGAAUGUCAAGUGCAUGGAGAAGGUGCCGGUGAAAGCUCCAGCAAAGAACAAAACCGACAAUGAUGACAAAUGUUUGUUUCUGAAGAACGUCCCGUACAACGCAACAAAAGAAGAUAUUCUGAAAAUCUUCUGCCAGGCCGUCGAUGUUCGGUUUCCUGGUGGAACGGAAGGCCCAACAACGGGCAUUGCCUUUGUGGAGUUUAAAGAUAAAACUAUUGCUCAGGAACUUCAGCAACAAAAAAAGAAAGUGAUAAUUCAAGGCCGAGUUUUGAUUGUGGACUGUGUUGUAAAAGCAAAUCGGAAAGGCAAAGCUAAUGACUACAAAGCCCAAGCUCCAGCGGCUCCAAAUAACACCUUGUUUUUGAGCAAUUUGUCUUUCAUGAUAAAAGAAGUCUUCCUCAAGAAAUUCUUUAAGAUCGCUGUUCGUAUCACCAUACCUCAGUGCGACGGCAAAUCAAGGGGGUUUGGGUUUGUCAAGUUUGCAUCUGUGGCAGAUGCGGAAAAGGCCUUGCAGUCAUCCCAAAAACUGAAACUGUUCAAAAGGCUUGUCGGAGUACAAUUCAGCCAAACGCAAGCCGAUUCCGAGGAGACAUUCCAAUCCAAAACACUGAUUGUGAUGGGCCUUGCCGUGAAUACGACAGCAGAGACUCUUAAUAGUGCCUUUGAAGGGUCUUUAAGUACAAGAGUCCCUCUGGAUAGAAAAACUGGAGUUUCAAAAAGGUUUGGCUUUGUGGAAUUUGAGAGUGAAGAAGCCUGCAAAGCUGCCAAAGUAGACAUGGAGGACUGUGUGAUAGAUGGCAGGAAAGUGACGGUGGCUUAUGCAAAAGCCCCGUGUGCAGAAGCUCCCCUGACUCCUGGUGGACAGCCUGCAGUGCAGGCGGCUGCUGUAAAAGCUCCCCUGACACCAGGUGGACAGCCUGCAGUGCAGGCGGCUGCUGUAAAAGCUCCCCUGACUCCUGGUGGACAGCCUGCAAUGCAGGCGGCUGCUGUAAAAGCUCCCCUGACUCCUGGUGGACAGCCUGCAGUGCAGGCGGCUGCUGUAAAAGCUCCCCUGACUCCUGGUGGACAGCCUGCAAUGCAGGCGGCUGCUGUAAAAGCUCCUGACUCCUGGUGGACAGCCUGCAGUGCAGGCGGCUGCUGUAAAAGCUCCCCUGACUCCUGGUGGACAGCCUGCAGUGCAGGCGGCUGCUGUAAAAGCUCCCCUGACUCCUGGUGGACAGCCUGCAAUGCAGGCGGCUGCUGUAAAAGCUCCCCUGACUCCUGGUGGACAGCCUGCAAUGCAGGCGGCUGCUGUAAAAGCUCCCCUGACUCCUGGUGGACAGCCUGCAAUGCAGGCGGCUGCUGUAAAAGCUCCCCUGACUCCUGGUGGACAGCCUGCAGUGCAGGCGGCUGCUGUAAAAGCUCCCCUGACUCCUGGUGGACAGCCUGCCGGUCAGGUGGCUGGUGGAGGCAAGAAAAAAGGCAAGAAAAGUGGAGCUGGCAAACCACAAGAGGCUGUUAAAGAAGUAGAGAAGAAUGGCAUUCCUGCUUGAGAAACAACUCUUGGGGGAAAUUAUAGAGAUAUUGUUUCUCUUUAAAUGUACAACAAUCUAAAAGCAUGUACAAGCUCAAGGUUAAAUUAGCAUGUUGGUAAAAUGUGCACAGUAUUGUUAGUCCUACCUGUUGUCAUGUCAUAUUUGUAUUUUAAAUCUAUUUUUGAAAACAUGGAAGAUUUCUUAUUACAUUAAGUAGUUUUGUCAUGUAAAACCUUGAUAAAGAUGUACUCCUAAUGUGAAGACGAAUACAUUUUAAAACUACA
Molecule: messenger RNA, 2514 nt
Organism: Pseudoliparis swirei
Lineage: Eukaryota; Metazoa; Chordata; Actinopteri; Perciformes; Liparidae
Product: nucleolin-like
Exons: 13
Coding region: 226-2217 (663 amino acids)
Cellular component (GO): cytosol
Molecular function (GO): mRNA binding
Source: RefSeq, a predicted model, not a curated record